Anopheles marshallii is the source of this 969-nucleotide messenger RNA. It is a transcript of the gene IPIP, whose product is annotated as sesquipedalian-1. Gene Ontology annotation, biological process: receptor recycling; endosome organization; retrograde transport, endosome to Golgi. Lineage: Eukaryota; Metazoa; Arthropoda; Insecta; Diptera; Culicidae. The transcript has 3 exons. Bases 1 to 969 code for a protein of 322 amino acids. Gene Ontology annotation, cellular component: recycling endosome; early endosome; trans-Golgi network. The record is from RefSeq and is a predicted model, not a curated record.
AUGAAAAUCAACGAGAAAAAUUUGUGCACGUUCGCAACGACGCCACCGGUCGAUUUGGAGGGAUGGAUGAACAAGCGGGGCGAAACGAACAAAAGCUGGCAGCGGCGCUGGUUUGUUCUGAAGGGCAACCUUCUGUUCUACUUCGAGAAGCGCACUGAUAAGGAACCGCUCGGCAUGAUCAUCCUUGAGGGUUGUACCGUCGAGCUCGCCGAGGAAAGUGAGCAGUACUGCUUUCAAAUCAUAUUCCACGGUCCCAACAAUCGGACCUACUACCUCAGCACGGAAUCACAGGCCAACAUGGAGCAGUGGAUGAAAGCGCUUACCUGUGCCGGGUAUGACUACAUGAAGCUGAUGGUGGCAGAGCUCCAGCGCCAGCUAGAUGAAAUUGAGGGUCACUAUAGGGAGAAAACGCCCGACACUACGCCCAUGCUAGCUCCCCCGAAAGCACCGCCAAGACGGCACAAUCCAUUCAACAAACCACUCACCACGGAAUACGCAUCGAAUGCAGAUACCGGCAACGGCGGUGUGGACGAGGGAUCCGGGAAUAGCCCACCGACACCGCAAACACGUGCCGGCAAGAAAGCACCAGCACCACCCGCACCAACAAAACGACAGCAAUCGCCAACGGGAACACCGUCACCAACGGAGGAACCAACCGUACCGGCGAAGCCCGAUGGUGAACCAUCGCCGAAAGUUAUCCCGAGCCGUACCGUUAAGAUCGUGUCGGCAACGAAAUCUAGCGAUGCGAUUGCAACGAUGGCCGGUGACCGGCCGCUGGAACGGGGUGCUGUUGUAUCGUUCUCGUUCGAAACAAUGCACUCCGCGCUCGGUGUGCCGGUGUUGGCCGACCUGACCAAGUGGAAUGCCAGCCGCCAAGAGGUGGUGCAGAACAACAAGGAGAAGAUAGACGAUAAACGGCCAAUGCCGGAAUCUACUGGAGUGAACCUCCGGGAGGAAAAGGCCAGUUAG